GAAUGCGUCCCUGAUCACUGGCAAAGAAGAGGUUAGUUUUCUUCUUGUUUAUUGCUCCACUCAGCCAGCAGGGAGGAUUUGUGGAAAAAGAUGAAGUUCACGCAACCCUUGCAUGCUCAGCAUAUUGGGCGAAUGGUGAAGCGUUUCUGGUUAUCUGCCUCCCAGAGACUUAUCCGGAAUACAGAGGUGGAGACAUGUGCUGACAGGCUAAAAGGUGCCACCAUCGUGGAUGCCAAUGAGAUCUUCAAAGCCCAAAGCAAACCAGCUCCGAAGGAAGUCAUCAAACCCAUCCCAACACGGAAGUAUCCUCCAAUUUAUUCUUACAACACAGAUUCAUUGCUGAUUGAGGGAUUGGAGCAAGCUCAAGUGCUAACGAAGAGUGUGGCUGUGGGUAAUCUCCCACAGAGGUACACCGAGUUUCUGGAUAAACUCAAGAUUGCUGAUGAUGUUCAUGCAACUGUUGAGAUGGAUAUUCUCUCUGCACAUCUCUUUGAUGCAGAGCAGAAGAAGACAAAACGUCUUCAUGAUCCACUGAGGCCGGCAUUUAAUUUCCCGCGAGUUUAUGGAAUUACAGAGGAGAGGAAAAACAUGCUAAUCCUGGACAAACUCAUAAGGCAAUGUGAGAGAUUAACGUGGAAUAAAGCAGAAAUUUUGCAGAAAAAAAUCCUCCACAAUCCCCUCAUAAGGGUUGUCUUUGACAAGGAUGGCGAUAAGAUUGGCAUGGAUUUAGUCGCGAAUCUUCUAAUUUCCUCCAAGAAACCCAUUGAUCCUGUUGGGAAAACCUCUGAGGAUAUUAACGAUGUAAUCCCGGAUCUCUUCCCGCUUAAAUUCACCAGUUCCCUCAAAUCAAUACCCAAUGACGGAUGGGAAACUUUCUACCCUCUCAAUUCCGGGAAUAAUUUUGUGACUCCGCACACGGUAUUCCCGACUUUCACAUCCUUCACGAAAACUCUCCAUGAGCUUCCCAUUAAUAAGAGUCAAAUUAGGUCCAGAACUCUCAUCUAUGCCUUUGCAGCUGCCUCAUCGAGGGCUAAGCAACAAUUUGGGGCUGAUGUCCGAAAGCUCCCUCAUCCAAUUGUAGUUCAGUCAAUCCACACAAAUGGGCAAUCGUACCAUUUUGGCGUCUUUCAGCUCAACACAUUGGACCUAAGUGGGAGCGAUGGGGAGAAGAAUGUGUGGUACGAGACGGAGAUUGAGGAUCUCUACGAGAGCUGUUCAUACCGCGAAGCAAUCCCACACCUUGAGCGCUACAAUCCAAACAUUCUCGCAAAGUUCUUCACUUUCUACAGCCAAUAGGGAAUUGUUUUAUGUUUAUAUAUCCCCUAAAAUGAUGUAGUUCUCUUUAUUGAUUAAACAAUGUGCUUUAUAGAGGAA
Molecule: messenger RNA, 1374 nt
Organism: Lutzomyia longipalpis
Lineage: Eukaryota; Metazoa; Arthropoda; Insecta; Diptera; Psychodidae
Gene: mRpL37
Product: 39S ribosomal protein L37, mitochondrial
Exons: 5
Coding region: 91-1296 (401 amino acids)
Biological process (GO): translation
Cellular component (GO): ribosome; mitochondrion
Molecular function (GO): structural constituent of ribosome
Source: RefSeq, a predicted model, not a curated record